This is a messenger RNA of Symbiodinium sp. CCMP2456, 1122 nucleotides long. The record is from the annotation of a GenBank genome assembly. Lineage: Eukaryota; Dinophyceae; Suessiales; Symbiodiniaceae.
AUGGCAGCAGAUGUCGCGAAGUUAUGCGCCAGUUUGGACAAAAUCUUCAAGACUUUUUCCACACAGGAGGUUCAACUGGAUCCCAAGGAGAUGAAGAACUUUCGGGAGAGAGGCACUCUUCAGUACAUUGAGCAGAAGUUCCAGGCACAUCUGCAAAGGGCACGAGCAGCUUUUCUUCAAGAGUUCCGGAAUCACGCAGUGGUCGUGGAAACUGAGGUACGGAAGAUCCGAGAUGAGAUGACAGAGAAAAUGGAGGACAAAUACGGAAAGAUGUUGGGAGAGCUGCGGGAGAAUGUGUUGGACACGGAGGGCCUGGUGCAGGCGCAGAAGGCCGAGAUCACGCAGCUGAAAGGUGUCGUGGCUUCACAAGAAUCCUACCUGACCGCUGCCAAGCACAAGGAGCACCUCGAGGAGCAAGCGCACUCGCUGCAGCAGCAAUUGGAGCUUUCGAGAGGUGAAGUCGCCCAGCUGAAGCAUCAGCUCUCCUGCCGAGACGAGCUCGUGAAGCAGCUGGGCCGGGAAACCUCCAGCCUGGAAGCUGAACUGAAGCGCCAGGAACUGGCGGCUCAGGAGGAGAAGCGCGAGGCCGAAAGCCGGUGGCAAGGACUACACAGAGAAAUGCAGCAGCAGCAGGAACGUUUCGUUGAGCACAUGCAUGCAUACGCCCAGCAGUUUGAGCAGUACAAAGACAAGACGUCGGACCAACUUCAGAUCCUGGCAAUUUUAAAUCGCAGGCUGAAGGAGGCGCUCCAAGAGAUGGAGGAGGAGAGGCAGAGGCAUAUCAAGGCGCGCACCAAGCCGACGCACCGAAUCGGAGAGGAGCCAUCAGAGGAGAUUGCAGAGAUGUUUCAGGACUACGAGCCAUACAUUCUGGAUGAAGCCCCGUACAGAGUUGAUGAGAUGGGCAUGGACACCUCUUGGCGGGAUUACAAGAUCAGCAACUUCGAGUUGGCUCUACCUCAGAGGCCCAUGGCGCCUCCCAAGUUCAAGGUGGAACGGGUCCGCCGCGUCCUUCCGGGCCCGACGGUCACGGAGACUCCACGGAUAAAUCCUGCAAGACUUCUGCAGCUACCAGCUGUGAAUCCAGCCAUAGGACGAGUUCUCUCGCCAUCACGCGCGUGA